ACCUUAGACGCCGAAAACACCAUCUAAAGCUGCGAUAAUAUCAUUCGCUAAGCCGGAAGUUCUGAGUCCAAUAAUUUCAACAGAUGUCACGGAUUGCAAAAUCAUCAUGGAAGCUCCUGCGCCGAUAAAGGAUCUGCAGAACGAGAUUGCCAGCAUGAUCCCCAGAGUUUUAGGAGACUGUGUCGAUAUCAAAAUAAAAUACCUCCGACGCGGCGCCGGCGAGGUCCCUCACCACCUUUUCUGGGCCAAAGUCGAUCCGCACGGCCUCAUGUCUCGAGAUAAAAGACUAUGGAAGGCAGCCCAGCUAGAUAUGCAGGUACCCACCAUCACCAUAGACUACACCAAACUCGAUAAGUCGCAGCUUACCCUCGAAGGGGACGGGUGGGAAUUGGUCGAGGAGGAGAUGGGUAAGAUCAUCAACAAGUACACCCAGAUGUUUUUCAACAGAGGCAAGAAUUACGAGCCCUGGCGUGGGUUGGAUCCUCGCUUAAUUCUCUUCAAAUUCCGUCCGUAUAACCUCACCAUUGGACCUACAUGCGCGCGAGCAAGAAUACCCCCGCGGUGCUCGCAAGGGUACAAGAUGUUCCUUGGUAUCGAUGACGUGCAGGUCCUAACCUACAAGACGAUGUUGCAUCUGGAUAACCCGUAUGAUCCGAAUAGAGGGCCCUGGGAGAGAGAAUGGAUUGAGUGGAAUGGUGAUUUAGCGGAGAAAGAGGCUCGUGAAUCUAAGGGAUUAGAGUCAAGACAUGGGCAUGGUCGCAGUGGGGGCGAAUGUGUUGUCUCAUGAGAUAAAUUUGACAUACUUAAUGGGUAGGCCUUGGUAUGAUU
Molecule: messenger RNA, 828 nt
Organism: Annulohypoxylon maeteangense
Lineage: Eukaryota; Fungi; Ascomycota; Sordariomycetes; Xylariales; Hypoxylaceae
Exons: 1
Coding region: 107-787 (226 amino acids)
Source: RefSeq, a predicted model, not a curated record